UGUCGUCUUCAGGCCGCUAGAUGUCGCUGCAGAUCAGCGGGCGCGCGCGCUCCGGUGAAAGUACACAUUGCACAGAUUGCGCGUUCACGCCAACGACCCCGACUUCACUUCUGGUGGAAUCAGCGUGGAAGUUUCGGAGAGCCCGAAAGCCGCAGUCGAGUUCACCGCGUUGGGAGGACAACUGUGGAACUUUCGCUGACACCGCAGCAGCCCAGUGACCAUGGACGACCUGGAUGCCUUACUCGCUGACCUAGAGUCGACGACAUCCCACAUUUCAAAGCGACCCGUGUUUUUGCCUGAUGAGACGCCCUACUCCAUCCCCACCGGUGGAAACUAUUACCAGGAUCUAUCAGCUCCACCUCCAGUACCCCCUCCACCAACAGCCGAGGCUCUCAACGGUUCACUGCAAGACCACAAAGACUCGCAGCACUCCUCUCAGCAGUCUCUAGGUUCGGCCCAAAAGAGCUCAUGGUCGGGGGACAGAAGCAGUUCUCCACAGUCUCACACUGAAGAAGACCACGUCUACAGCUUUCCUAACAAACAGAAAUCAUCCGACUCAUCGACAGCAGCCAUGACCUCAGGCCUCGGCAGCAACCUCUCAGAACUUGACAGGCUACUGCUAGAGCUCAAUGCGGUUCAACAGAGCUCCCCUUCGUUCCCCACUACAGAGGAGAGGGCACCGCCCUUGCCGUCCACGAGCAUCACCCACUAUGAAAAUGGCAGUACUCCUGAAAUCAGAAUCAGCCCACCCCCUCAUGAGGAGCCCAAGAGAAAUGGAACAAAGUCGGAUGAGGCUCGGCCAACAGUGGAGAGUCUUUUGGAUGAGCUGGAGGGUUCAGUGCCCUCAACCAGUGGUUUGGACAGUCCCACUCAGCAGCAAGCACGGAUUUCAGCUUCUUGUGCCACAAGAGAGUUGGACGAGCUGAUGGCCUCCUUGUCUGACUUUAAGAUGGCUCAAGGCAAGGGGGGUUCUCCUGGCAGUGCCAAGACCCAGGUCAACAAGCUGGACAACAUGCUCGGGAGCCUGCAGUCUGACCUCAACAAGCUGGGAGUGCAGACUGUCGCUAAAGGAGUUUGUGGGGCCUGCUUGAAGCCAAUCGUGGGCCAGGUUGUAAUCGCCAUGGGCCGCACGUGGCAUCCUGAACACUUUGUGUGCACGCACUGUCAAGAGGAGAUCGGCUCCAGAAACUUCUUUGAGCGUGAAGGGCAGCCCUACUGUGAGAGAGACUACCACAACCUUUGCUCGCCACGAUGCCACUACUGCAACGGGCCCAUACUGAAUCAAGUUGUGACUGCGCUGGAUAAAACAUGGCACCCUGAACACUUCUUCUGCGCUCAGUGUGGAUGCUUUUUCGACCCAGACGGGUUUCAUGAAAAGGAUGGCAAGGCAUACUGCAGGAAGGACUACUUUGACAUGUUUGCACCAAAGUGCGGUGGUUGUGCCAGAGCCAUUGUGGAGAACUACAUCUCAGCGCUCAACUCCCUUUGGCACCCAGAGUGUUUUGUUUGCAGGGAGUGCUUCACGCCGUUUGUGAACGGAAGCUUCUUCGAGCACGAUGGCCAGCCUUACUGUGAAGUCCACUACCACGAGCACCGCGGCUCUCUGUGCUCCGGCUGUCAGAAGCCCAUCACGGGCCGCUGCAUCACGGCCAUGUCCAAGAAGUUCCACCCGGAACACUUUGUCUGUGCCUUCUGCCUCAAGCAGCUGAACAAAGGCACCUUUAAAGAACAGAACGACAAACCCUACUGCCAUGGCUGCUUUGUCAAGCUGUUCAUUUUACUUCAGGCGGUGGUGAAAACAUUCUGAAGGUGAAAGCAAUCAUGAAGUGUGCCUAUUUAACAUUCUCACUGGUUGAGUGUGUCAGGAAGUUCACAUCAGACCUUGGUAGCAGGAAGCAGGUGACCUGUUACUACAAAAAAAAAAUCACUCUUUCAGCUGUUUUUUGCAAAAGUGUUCUCUAAUUAGCGACUCUUUGUGAGGCCGUAAAUGUGUAGAGGCUGACAGGUGAUUAGAGGAGUGGGAGGAAGGCUAAGAAAAGGCAGCGGGAGCUGGUGUGUUUAUGGUGAGAGAGACUCUAAGCAUGAAUACCUCCCAAAAAUGAAAAGUUGAAUGCAUGAACAGAUAGUUGAAUGAGCAAUCAAUUACUCUGCCAGCAGAAAACAUUGUCUUGUCUUCUGUUCUGCGGACUUAUUUGUUAAUACCAGCAUGUUAGAAACAUAUAUUUGAUGUGCACAUAGGGAUGAUGUUUGAUAAGAAAUUAUCGAGUUCGAGCCUAUUAUCGAAUCCUCUUAUUGAACCGAUUCCUUAUCUAUUCUCUUAUUGAAUACAGAUCGGUUGUUGUAUAUGGAAAAAAACACAAUAUUUGGUUUAACAAAAGCUCACUUUUAUUUUAUAAGAAAAAAAUAAAAUAAAAUAAAUAAAUAAAUAUUGACUGUUACCCCCCUAAAGAAAAUAAUAAUAAUGGGAUUUUUCAGAAAAACAAAUAUAUACAGUAACACAAAAACAACCUGUCUCUGUGAUCACUAUAGGUGUAUAAAUAAUAAUAUAGUGUUAAAUAAAAUCAGUCCCUUGGGCACAAAACGGAAAAUAAUACAGCUCUCCAAAAAGUGCACUUCUGCUGCUAUUGGAACAUACUAACUACACACACAGGCAGGCAGCUAACAAACAAUCCAAGACGUCUAAUAAAGUUCCAAAGCAGAUUAAUCCAUUUAGGCUAUUUAUUGUUGUUGAUCUUGCUUUGUCUUUUCCUAUAUUUACUUUUGUCUUGCACUGGACUGUUAUUUUUUUUUUUUUUAAACUGAAAUACAUACAAUGACAAAUGUAUAAGCUAUGUGAUUCAAUUAACAUACUGAAAUGUAAUACACAAUAUGUAAAUAUUAGCUUCACACAAAUAUAAAGUACUUUCAUCAAACAAAUACUUCUGAGUGUUGAGACUAUUUCAAUGGUGGAAAUACACGACGGGCAGCCAUUUUAAGUCCUCAAAACAUCCAUUGAAACAGUGCACAAAAAAAUCGUUUUUCAAUAAACUUAGUAUCAAAUUUAACCACUUUCCACCUUAAUAUUGAGUUACAUAAACAAGUUAAACAGUUUACUUACAGACUUAUCAUUUCCAAGGCUUGUAGGAGCUAACACAACUUGUCUACUUCUCAAUUGUCUCAUGAACUGAACUGACGUCGUCAACCCGAAAGUGCCCAAACUAAUGACGCUUAGUAUUUUCAUAUCGCCACAAGGUGUCAGUAAGAGUCUACAAUCAAAUGGGCAUAACAUUGCCCAUUUGGGAUUCGUUCCCAGGGAUUCGAAUAAAGAACCAACUCUUUUUCUUUACUAUAGUGGCCUCGAUAACGGGUACCGGUUCUCAAAAAGGGAUUCGAGUCCGAGGACUCGGUUCUUUUCUUAUCGAACAACCGGGAGAACCGAUUUCGAGCAUCAUCCCUAUGCACAAAUGACAACGUAGCAAAACAAAAAUGUUUCUAGUUCAAUUAAUCAUCUCUGCAUCUUUUUUUUUUUUGUCUUUGAGAAAUUCCAGUAUUGCUGUCUCAAACGAGUGAAGGCAGCUCACAGCUUUUAUUCAUCUUUCACCUGCCAAAUCAUUCCAUAUUUUCAGACAAAUAGCGAACAAGCGUCAUUCAAACAAGUGUAACUUUUCACAGAUAUUAGGAGGUUGUGGUGACUCCUGCCAUCUCUUAAUGCUAAUUAUGUACUGUACUGCAUUUUUGUACAGCUGUAGUUUCUAGGCAAGGUACUGAUAGUCUGUGUCGCCUGGUGUGAAUAUGCUUGAUAACCACUCUGGCAAUGGUAGUGAAAGAAAGUGCAUAUGUGUUGUCAACCUGUGGUAUUGCAGCCGUGCAGUCAGUAUGUUGGUGUUGACAGAUUGAAAAGCUCAGUUGCCCAGGUCUGCACUAUUUAGAGCCCGCGUACCACAGUUUGAGAAUCACUCUUCUAGAGUAUUUUCUGUCUCACAGGAGUUCAUGCAACAGCUGUCAAAUUAAUUUGCAGGUUAUUUCUAACCAAGGACGUGUCCCCUUCAACAUGUUUCGUGUUACUUUUAUAUCUUUUUCUGUCUCUGUUUUUGAAUGUCUCAAAGUGUUUGUGUGUGUCUGUUGUGAGAUCCCUCACUAAUAGACCGAGCACACAUGAAUAAACUCUUUUUUUGGUAUGAAAAUCAUUGUGGAGGGCUUUGUUUGUUGAGUAAAUAGUAAUCAUGUAGGACCAGC
Entelurus aequoreus (snake pipefish) is the source of this 4215-nucleotide messenger RNA. RefSeq names its product paxillin-like. NCBI's taxonomy places the organism in Eukaryota, Metazoa, Chordata, Actinopteri, Syngnathiformes, Syngnathidae. Gene Ontology annotation, molecular function: actin binding; muscle alpha-actinin binding. Gene Ontology annotation, biological process: endothelial cell migration; actin cytoskeleton organization; transforming growth factor beta receptor signaling pathway. The record is from RefSeq and is a predicted model, not a curated record. Bases 221 to 1807 code for a protein of 528 amino acids. Gene Ontology annotation, cellular component: adherens junction; Z disc; stress fiber. The transcript has 12 exons.